Arctia plantaginis is the source of this 213-nucleotide messenger RNA. Lineage: Eukaryota; Metazoa; Arthropoda; Insecta; Lepidoptera; Erebidae. The record is from the annotation of a GenBank genome assembly.
AUGAGAUUACCUUUUGUUUUGGUUACUGUUUUGGUCGGAAUGGCAAUCGUCAGUGCUGGAAAGAAUAAACGCAGCGCUGAUUUUUUGAUCGGCUCAACAAAUUUGGGUGGUACGGCAUCGUUUGGGGAACAAGGCGUUUAUGACUGUAUGGCCGAAGGAAAACUUCCCUGGAAAUGCUACACAGAACAAAGCGGAAUAAACCCUCAGUGGUGA